Messenger RNA from Mycena indigotica, 1326 nucleotides. RefSeq lists its product as uncharacterized. Bases 1 to 1326 code for a protein of 441 amino acids. Lineage: Eukaryota; Fungi; Basidiomycota; Agaricomycetes; Agaricales; Mycenaceae. The transcript has 4 exons. The record is from RefSeq and is a predicted model, not a curated record.
AUGUCAGCCAAAUGGGAAGACACCGUCGUUCCAGCACUCAUCCAGAUACUCAAUGACAAACUGCUCUGGACGUCUAUAGAUUGUGUUCAACUCACCCCCUGGGAAGAAGAAGAAGGCGAAACUGCAGUCACUGCCAAAAACAUCGUUUGGAUUGCUGUUGUACCUGACACAGUGGAGCGAACACUUGGACUUGUUGUGGUCACGAAUUGCAUCCGUGUGCUAGAAAGCCAUGGAAUCAAUAAUAUCGAGGUUGAAAUUCGAGAGAGCGAGGUCUCCCUGCUUGCGGGCCAGCCGGGCCAACCUUUGCUUACUCCGCUAUCCAAUGACAUGGUGGGUGACUUUCGUCAUCCAUUGACUUUUGCGUUAGGUAUUCCCCUUUCGGCUUCCUCGAGUCCUCACAUCUUCGGCACUGGCUCAUUCUUUCUCAAAAACAACGAAGAUCUACUUCUCAUUGUUCCGCGUCACAUUGUACUUCCCUCUGACAUCGACAAUUCUGGAAAUGUGGUUUUCGAUAUCGACAACGAAGGCACACCAACGGUCGACAUCCUGGUGCCUAGCGAAACAAUUCUCUCCAAUACAGAGGCCCGGCUUCUAGCAGAAAUACCGCGUCAAACAUCACAAGAUCGUUUACUCGAGCUACAAAGCUUGCUUCGGGAUGUGCAGAGCAGGGCCGGGCAGGGUCAAGUCCUGGGUCAGCUUGUAUACUCUCCGCCAUUUGAAUAUGGUGGAGACGCCCUCUGUGAAUGUCCCUCCUUCACACAAGACAUUGCGGUCAUCAGGGUUGACAAGGCUUGUCUCCCCGACGACAAUGUGCCGAAUAUUGUUCAUUUGGGCACACAUAUCAACGAAGAUUUCUACGAUGGCAAACUCAAGCGCUACCGCUACCAUGACGGGUUUCCGAAGCCCACAUUGCUGCCGAUAGACGGGAUCGUCGCACUAGAUGAGUUGCGCGGAUUGGUGGACAACUGCGAGGAUAGCCUAGUGGUCCUAAAAAAUGGAGCCACCACCGGAACAACAAUGGGGCAGAGUCAAGUGUGUCGUUACAUGUCCUUCACACGACGGUACAUGCCUGAUGGCAAAACCCCCCACUCUGUCUCCAAACAGGUCCCCGUUCACUAUCUGUGGUCAGAUACAAAAGGGGAGAUGUUCUCAGACAAGGGGGAUUCUGGCGCUGCAGUGGUCGACAGGCAAGGACGGUUAGUUGGCAUCAUCAAUGGCGGACCUAAAGUGCAAGGUCCCGACAUCACCUACGUCACCCCCAUAACCGUGGUGCUUAACGCGAUCCAAGAAAAAUACCCUGCAGUCUGUUUCCCAGAUCUGGAGUAA